AAAAUGCAAUCGGAAUACCGUCAGUGAGGACUAUAAGUGGUACCUGACCUCGGGGACCGUGCUCCAAGUGGUCGGAGAGCCGGUAAUGGCAGGCUACGUACUCGAGAUCAAGAGAAACUACGAAUGCAGCACCGAUAAGGACUUGAAAGCAUUGGUUCUUGGAGACGUCGACGCUGCAAACGUUCAUGAGUCGACGUCAGACGCGAGCGUCGAGGAUUACACCCCGAGGAGUGUUCUUGAGCGCCAUAUUGCGACGGUCAACACCAAGCGAUGUCAGGAAUGGACAAUGGAGGUCUUGGCCCAUCUUGUCAAGGAAAACCUGAUUCACGAAGAUGCUGUAAACAUUGUCCAGGCAGAGAGAGACCCGCCAACCCACGGAAUCUUUGGUUAUAGGUAA
Molecule: messenger RNA, 397 nt
Organism: Durotheca rogersii
Lineage: Eukaryota; Fungi; Ascomycota; Sordariomycetes; Xylariales; Xylariaceae
Exons: 2
Coding region: 86-397 (103 amino acids)
Source: RefSeq, a predicted model, not a curated record